UCUCCCCCUCCAUCCACUACCACCCCUCCGCCGCACUCUACCAAACUUUCAUUCCCCAAGAUCUGGUGCUCACCUUCAUUCUUCUAGCACCAAUAUGACAUCGAGAGAGCAAAUCGCCGUCCUUCCAACACCAUCAAGCCAAUCGUUGCCAUCGUCGCUACCUACCGCCACAUUCUAUAGUGCCUUCCCUAGUUGUUGGUUACCCAGAUCUAGGAUCUGGGGCCAGGGCCUUUGGGCGGACAACGUUUAGGUGGUUUUUGAUGUCGCUCCCCUUCCCUGUGCUGGAUCCAGUUUUCCUUCACCGUGCAAGGAUGGCAGCUCAUCUUCCCCACUCAUCAGCUAGUCGAACUAUGUCGACGGCCAAGGUAUCAUUCUUCCUUAUCUCGGCAUGAUGUGUUCUUACUUUUCUGAUUUGGAAUCCACAGGAUCUUGGGCAGGGCUAGCUUUUCCUUCUUGCACAUGGAUGAUGACCCCGUCUUCCCCAUGCAUCAUCCACUAGAUCUCAGUUGAUGAUGUUAGGAUGGCAACCAAGGUAUCAUCCUUCCCCAUGUGUGGCAUGAUAUGUUCUUACAUGGUUGAUUUGGCAUCCAUACAAUCCUUUGUGGGGCUGUAUUUCCCUUCUUGUACAUAGAUGAUGGCCUUGUCUUCUGCACGCACCGGCCACUAGAUCUUGGUUAUAAGUGUGCCGGGUAAUCCGCUUAUUUGUAUUAUAAUUGGGUUUGCAGGUCUGUCCACUUGCAUCCUUGAUCUAGGUUGAUGAUUUUAGGGUAGAGACCAAGGUAUCAUCCUUGCCCAUGUGCAGCAUGAUGUGUUCUUAUAUUACUUGUGUGAUUUGGUAUCCACAGGAAUAAAUGAUCAAGGCAUAGCGAUCAAGGGUGGACAUUUGCAUUAUUCUUUCCCUCUUGCACCUUUGCCGCCACCUUGGUGAAAAGAGCACUUUGGGAGAAACUAUUCUAAACUCUCGAGGGGACAUUCUCUCGUUGCUUGCAUGUCAUCUAAAUGGUUAUGAAAAAAUUUAAAAAAUUCAACUGGAUAAAUUAAUAUGUGAUAGAUAACUUCACAAACAUGCCAGUAAAAAUUAAACUUCUAUAAGUUGCAAAAAAAAACUACGGCUAAUUAGCGUAUAUUCACAAUUAAUCUAUCUUACUAUAUAUUUUUUUAAAAAAAUAUAAACAUUUAGAUGACAUGUGAAUAAUAAGGGGAUGUCCUCUUAGAGUUUACAAUCCACUCUCACACUUUUGGUUAGUAAGGAAAUGACAAUGCAUUGAGAGGGUGGCAAACUUGGCCCCAAGGCCACUCCUGGGACCGUGCUUUUGAAAAGCUUCUUCCGUCGGUUCUCAGUGAUAACCCUAAGCCCAUGUAUCUAGGUAAACGAGUCUUUCUUCUUUCUUUUUGAACACAAACACUUUUUUAUCCAUGUAAAUAAGUUGCAAUGAUAGCGAGAACUACUCCAAGCAAGGAAAUGUCUUUCUAGUAAAUCAUAAUUAUCCUCUUCAAACAUGUCAGGUCAUGUCCUCACAUGGAAGCUAGUUGUAUAAAUUUCCAUUUCAGCCAAAUCUCGUCGAUCUUCAUGCUGAGAUUUAAACAUAUAAACUCAAUUGCCACCCUUAUACUUAGAUAUACUUAUGAGGUUUUCUCCCAUUUUUAGAAAGACAUAUACACCUCAUUCCUUGAGAGAGAUCCCUCUAUUAAGGGAGCUCGAAGUGCCAAAACUAAUACUACAUGGGUACAUGAUUAGAAAUUAAUUUAUAUUUUUUGAGCUUUUUUCAAGUCUUUGAGUGGCGUAGGUUUAUAUCUCUUGAUUUAUACUAGGAGCUAUAUACAUCCUUUAAUUCUCAAGUCUAAGAAAGAGUUGACAUUGGCGAUAGUAGAAUUUUACACAUUUAAUUUAGGUAGUGAGGAGGUAUAUAUCUGUAAAAAUAAAUGAGAACCUCCAUACUUAGAUAUGAAUUAGUUGGUGAUACCGGAUUUGCUCCACCAAAUAAGUCUAUGAAGAUUUGUAUAUUUGGCAGUAAUGUUAUUAUGGCCAAAUCAGUAGUAGCUGUGAGCGGUUGGAUGCAGCUGUACUGGUUGGCAGUCACUUUCCGUGUUCAUACCCAUUUUUUUCUAUUUCAAAAAAAAAUCUGUGUUCAUAUCUCAAUAUAUCAGUACCACUGAGAAUCGGUUGAAAUUGAAACUUGUGUAACCGUGACAUUAUCUCACCUGUUUUAGAGGAUACAAUUGUGAUAUACUAUAAAACAUUUCCUUGCUUGGAGUAGUUUUUUCUAGCAUUGCAACAUAUUUCACACAGAUAAAAAAUCGUUUGUGUUUAGAAAGAAACAAGAGAGUGUAUAGAACGCGUUCACAAAGACAGGGUGAAGCAGAACGCGUUCACAAAGACAGGGUGAAGCACUGAAAUUCGACUAUAAAAGUAAGCCCCCAUUCUGUAAAAACUACACACAGAUCGAAGGAAAUCAGAUACAUGAAGAAAUAAGCUUCCUGCCGCCUGGUAAGUUACGUUCCCUCUCGUCUUGUCACAAAUUCUAAUUUGGUUUAUGUUCUUAGAAGUACAUAGUUUUGCAUACUAUAGAUUUGUUGAGAGGUAAGUUCCCUCUCGCUUGUCACAAAUUCUAACACAAAUUCUAACAUGUUUUCUGUUCUUAGAAAUACAUAGUUUUGAAUACCGUAGAUUGUAGAGAGGUAAGUUCCCUCUCGCUUGUCACAAAUUCUAAUCUGGUUUCUGUUCUUAGAAGCACAUAGCUUUCAAUACCGUAGAGUAGAGAGAGAAAAAACUCGUUUCUUGCUUGUGAAAUCCUGAAAUCCACCUCUAAGGAUCUAAACUUUGUUGUAAGCUUUUGCUAAUCAGAUCUACAUGGGACUCAGUGGUUUACAGGAGGUUUAGAUGUUCUUGUAUGCUUGUGAUUAUCAGAUCUCCGUCAAAUUCUAGCGAUUUAUUUCAGGUUUUUGCAGCUUCCUGUAUGUUUUGUGUGGUGCCAUGGCCAACGCCGUUUUUUCAUAUAUUUUUCCCCAUGCAGGUUUGUCUCCAAGAUUCAAACGGAGGAAGGUGGUGAAAUCCGCGACCUGACCUGGCUAGCAUGGAAGACGCCAACGAGAACCUGGCCCAGCAAGGAGAUGCCAACGGGAACCCGGCCCAUCGAGGCCUUCCACCUCGCCACCUCAUCAUUCCCUACUCUGUCGCCGCUGCCAUGGCGAACCGGCCCAUUCGCCUAGCCAGCCAGGCUCGGCUUCUCAGCGGUGGUGGCGGGGCGGUAGCCCAGCAGCCUCCGACCCAACACGCCAUCGCAGCCCAGAGGCGCCUGCCUAGUCGCAAUCGCUGGAGCCGCAUCAUCCCGUCACUCCUCCCGGACGGCAAGAGCUACCACAUCAUUGACACCAGCUUCACUUCCGAGGAAGUGUUCGUGCCCGCGCCACCGCCGCCGCUGCUCGUCUCCACCGUGCGCCGCCCCGCGGCGCCGUCGGCGCAGCCCAUUGCUACCAUGUUCACGUGGCCAGUGCCCCCACGUGGGUGGACCGUGUCGCCGACCACCGGCCGCUAUCGCUUUGGCUACGGUUUUGGCGGCGAGAGCUCAUCCUCUACUGUGCUGCGCACGCCUGCUGCUCCUACUACCACGCGGGGGCCUGCUCCUCUUCUUCCUGCACCGCCCACGCUUGCUCCUCCUCUUGUUGUGCCACGCGGCUGGUGGAUCGUAUCACCGACCAUCGGCAAUGAUCGCUUCGGUGAUGGCGGCACGAGCUCGUCGACUGCUGCGCCGCUCACGCCCACUGGUCAUUCUACACCACUCGAGCCUGUUCUUUCUGUUCCUAUGCCACUCGGUUUGACCAUGUCACCGACCACCUCCCACUACAGCUUCAGCUACGGUGGAGCAAGCUCAUCAUCUGCUAUGCCACGUGCGCCCACUGCUCCUCUUGCACUGCACGCUUGCACCUCAUCUUUGUGUGCCACGCGUGCUUUCUCCUCCUGCUCCAAUGCCAUCCGCGCUAGCAACUCAUGUUCCUACGCCGCCCGCGCCUGCCCCUCCAGUUCCUACACCGCUCGCGCCUACUCCUGCUGAUGUGCCGCCCGGGUUUACCAUGUCACCGACCAUCACCCGCUACAGCUUCGGCUAUGAUGGAGCGAGCUCGUCGUCUGCUAUGCCACGCAUGCGCACUACUCUUGCACUGUGUGUGCCUGCACCUCAUCCUCGUGUUCCACGCGCACCUGCUCCUCCAGUUCCAGCGCCGCCCGCGCCUACCCCUCCUAUUCCUACGCCGCCUGCGCUUGCUCCUCCUGCUGAUGUGCCACCCGGGUUUACUGUGUCACCAGCCACCACCCGCUACAGCUUCGGCUAUGGUGGAGCGAGCUCGUCUUCUGCUAUGCCACACGCCACCACUGCUCCUCUUGCACUGCGCGCGCCUGCACCUCAUCUUUGUGUGUCACGCAUGCCUCCUCCUCUUGUUCCUACACCGCCCGCACAUGCUCCUCCUGUUGCUACGCCGCCCACGCUUGCCACUCCAGUUCCUACGCCGCCCGUGACUGCUCCUCCUGCUGAUGUGCCACCUGGGUUUACUGUGUCACCGACCACCACCCACUACAGCUUCGGCUAUGGUGGAGCGAGCUUGUCGUCUGCUAUGCCACGUGCAGCCGCUGCUCCUCUUGUACUGCGCGGGCCUGCACCUCAUCUUCGUGUGUCACGCAUGCCUGCUCCUCCUAUUCCUAUGCCGCCCGCACCUGCUCCCCCCAUCCCUACGCCGUCCAUGCCUUUCCCUACAGUUCCUGCGCCGCCCGUGACUGUUCCUCCUGCUACAGCCCCGUCCAUGGCUGCUCCUGCUGCUGCGUCGCACGGGUUGACUGUGUCACCAACCAUGACCCGCUACAGCUUCGGCUAUGGCGGCGCGAGCUCGCCAUCUGCUGUGCCGUGCACGUCCAGUGUUACUCUUGCACUACGCGCGCUUACUCCUCAUCUUCGUGCGCUGCGUGUAUCUGUUCCUCGUCCUCGUGCGCCAUCCGCAUCGGCUCCUCCUGCUGCUGCACCACGUGAGUGGACCGUGUCACUGACCACCGGCCGCUACAGCUUCGGCGACAGCGGUGCGAGCUCGUCGUCCGCUGCACCGCGCGCGCCCGCUGCUCCUCUUGCACUGCACGCGCCUGCUCCUCAUAUUCGUGCGCCGUCCAUGGCUGCUCCUCCUCCUGCUGCACCUCGUGGGAGGACCAUGCCGCCGACCACCGGCCGCUACAGCUUCAGCUAUGGUGGCCUGAGCUUGUCGUAUACUACGCCGCGCGGGCCCAUCGCUCCUCUUUCACUGCGCUCGCCUGCUCCUCAUCUUCGUGCACGGCGCGUGCCCACUGCUCCCCCUGCUGCUGCUAGGCCGCGCGCGCCUACUCCUCCUGCUGCUGCUGCUGCCCCGGCUGCGCCUCCGGCGCCGCCGUCCGGCCUGCCUUCCUGGCCGCUGCUGGUUCGUCCCCCAACCGGGCCAGCGCGUGCGCGUCUGGCGCCUGCCACACCGACAGAGGCGUUCGAGGAGUACCUCGUGCAGCGCCGCGCGAUCGAAGCUACGGUGGACGAUACGCCAUGGGAGAUGAUCGGCAGAAGCAGGAAAACUGGUGGCCCCAUGUUUGCGGUGGCAGGCGGUGGCCGCGACAGGGCGGAGCUGGAGGCCAAGGAGGCCAGGGAGCGUCGCAAGAACAGGAUGGACAAGAGGAAGGCCGCCGCCGCCGCUCGCGCCCAGCAGCCACCGCCGCCGCUCGCGCCCAGAUGCUCCGGGGAGCUCAAGUGGUGGUAGCAAGAAGCGUGGAGGUGGGAGGAAGAAGAAGCAAGCUUGAUCAUCAAGAAGCUGGACCGUUCGUCUUCAAUCCAUUUGGCACCUGAGAUUUCGUCCGCAUCAUUUCCGUUUCAACGAGUAAUUUAGCCAUGUCGUUUCCUGACUCGGCGUGUGGCUCUGUGAGCCUUAGGGAGCUUUGCUCCAUUGAUGUUGUUGUGCAUGCAAUUCUUGCAUGGGUCGUCGAACUAUGUUUCUGGAGUUGUUUGUGUUAAAGUCCCAAACUUAUGUUGGGUUUCAUUUA
Molecule: messenger RNA, 6040 nt
Organism: Oryza sativa Japonica Group (Japanese rice)
Lineage: Eukaryota; Viridiplantae; Streptophyta; Magnoliopsida; Poales; Poaceae
Product: vegetative cell wall protein gp1
Source: RefSeq, a predicted model, not a curated record